AUGGAACGACUCAAUAAUCCGAGAAAUUGUGAGCAAACGGGUAUUACAAAUCAAGAUCUGGUUUCCACGCGAAAGGUGAUACGGCAUUUAGGACCAGUUCUCCGUAAGAAAAAUGUAGAUAUCAAGUUUAUUUUGAGAGAAGUGAAGAAGUUAAGAAAGACAGAGCCCAGACAGUCGGAAGUUUUGUAUGAAACUGGAUCUGAGGACCGAUCUAAUUCGACAGUUCGUUUAUCAACAUCUUCACUGAUAGACAGUGAAACAAAUUUGAGUAAGGCCAAUCCUGCGACCAUUACCUCUAUGCCACAUACUGUUAAUCCAGUUAACGAUAGCGAUCCAGCAUCAGUUAUCGAUGGGUCAGGUUUGAACAACACGCAUUACGCGGAUGAACAGUUGUUGCCUCCGCCUAUUAAAGAAAAUAUUUUAUUACAUGCAAAUACUUCCAAAGACAUUGCGAUAGAGGGAUGCGAUAAAUACAAUGUUUCUGAAUCUUUAUUAACUAAUUUGGAAUUGAAAGACCAAGAAACCAUUAACAACCAAAUAAUUUCUAGGCAAGAUACAACAGAAAAUAUAAAUAUAGAAACCAGUCUCACGAGCUUUCAUUUAUCUGGCAGUUAUCUUGAUCAAGGUACUCUAGUAUCCUUAGAUGAUAUCGUAAUAAUACCUCUACAAUCAAGUACGCCAACAAGAAUAGAUUUUCAAGGUAUCACGUCGCCAGCAGUAGUUACAUUACCUCAUGUAAAAAACAAGGAAUCGUUGACCGAAUCUGGAAAACCUUACUCUGAAACAGAAGUUUUGUUCAAAACACCAAUGACAAUAGAAGAAAAUCAAUUGUUAGCUUCUCAGUGUACAAUACUAGCAGAUCAGACUAUGACUGAACCUAUUUUAUCAACUGCAAUAUCAAAUUCAGGCUUUUCUACUAACGUUAUAUCGGAAAAUAACUAUUCCAUUUUAGGCAACACUAGCAGACAUCAACCAACGUCUAUGGAGUCACUUGAUAAUGUAAUAGUCAUACCUUCGGAAUCAACUGCACUCAGCACUAAUGCUUUUAGUAAGCAUUUAUUUGUGCCUGAACCCUUGGUAAAAUCAAACAAAAAUAUUGCUAAGCCACGAGUUCCUGCUGCAAUAUCAUCUUUGGCUUGGAGGAAACAUUACGAGGAAAAAGAAAAAAAUAAACAUGAGAAAAGAGAGUCCAUACAACGUAAAAAAGAAGCAUCUAAAAGAAAGAAGGAUGAAAGAGGCGAAGUUAAGAGAAGAAAGACUGUGAAACGAACGAAGACUGAUAAAUUUAAUAUUUUAGGAACAGAGAAUAAAGAAAAUAAUAUCACAAAACAAAGAUGUGCUCAAUGCGAAAUGAUUUUAAAUAGUGACACAGAGGAAGACGAAGACAAAAACGUUGGCUGUGAUUUCUGUACCAAAUGGUUCCAUUUAAAAUGUACAGACUUCAUCGGACUAAGUUAUGAUGAAGUUAAAGAUAAGGCAUUUAAAUGCAAUUCUUGUAUUAUAGAAGAAGAUUAG
Molecule: messenger RNA, 1515 nt
Organism: Parnassius apollo (apollo)
Lineage: Eukaryota; Metazoa; Arthropoda; Insecta; Lepidoptera; Papilionidae
Source: the annotation of a GenBank genome assembly